This is a messenger RNA of Myiozetetes cayanensis, 1149 nucleotides long. It is a transcript of the gene SAP30, whose product is annotated as Sin3A associated protein 30. The record is from RefSeq and is a predicted model, not a curated record. The coding region runs from base 282 to 935 and encodes 217 amino acids. Lineage: Eukaryota; Metazoa; Chordata; Aves; Passeriformes; Tyrannidae. Gene Ontology annotation, biological process: regulation of DNA-templated transcription. The transcript has 4 exons. Gene Ontology annotation, cellular component: histone deacetylase complex. Gene Ontology annotation, molecular function: protein binding; transcription coregulator activity.
CUCCACAUGACAGGGGGGGAAGGAGGAAGUGGGGCGGCCCGCGGGGCUGCGCCGCCGCCGCUGCUGCUCCGGUAGUCGCGGGGCUCGGGCAGCGGCAGCCGGGAGGAGAGCCCUUCACGCAACUCGUGGGCCGGCCGCCCUUGAAGGCGGACUCGCGCCCCGGUGCCGUCGCUGCAGGGAGGCGGGCAGGGAGCAGGGGAGCGCCCCGCCGGGCCGCGCCACCUCGCCGGGGAAGUUUGGUGCGGGGCGGGAUCCUGCCAGCCGCGGCGGUGGCGCCGGGCAUGAACGGCUUCGCCCCCGAGGAGGUGACCCAGCGCGGGGCAGACCCCGCCGCCGCCGCCGCCGCGGUGGUGGGCAAUGCGGGCUCCGCCGUGGAGGUGCCGCCGCCGCCCGCGGCACCGGGGCUGGGUCCGGCUGCCGCCGCGGGCUCUGCGAGUGCCGGGUGCGCGGGCGGCCCCGGGGCCGGGCAGCUGUGCUGCCUCUGGGAGGAGGGGGAGCGGUGCGGCCGCGCCGCCGGCAACGCCAGCUUCAGCAAGCGGAUCCAGAAGAGCAUUUCGCAGAAGAAGGUGAAGAUCGAGCUGGACAAGAGCGCAAGACAUCUGUAUAUUUGUGACUUCCACAAAAAUUUAAUUCAGAGUGUGAGAAAUAGAAGAAAGAGGAAAGGCAGCGACGAUGAUGGCGAUUCACCAGUGCAAGACAUCGACACUCCAGAGGUUGAUUUAUAUCAGUUACAAGUAAACACACUUCGAAGGUACAAAAGACACUUCAAGCUACAGACCAGACCGGGACUUAACAAAGCACAGCUUGUUGAAAUAAUUGGCUGCCAUUUUAGGACAAUUCCAGUGAAUGAAAAGGACACCUUAACAUACUUCAUCUACUCGGUGAAGAAUGACAAGAACAAACCAGAUCUAAAGAUGGAUAGCGGGGUUCAUUAGGCGGAAAAGGUUGGGACUGAGACUCACACCGCAAAUCUAAAGACUGAGGUUUUGUUGAUAUGCAGAAGCUUUCUUUGUAAUUUUUUCUCCUGAGAACAAUUGUCUCUGUUUUAUUUUUCAUAACAUUGCUGAUUUGUUUGAAAACCAUCUCUUAUGAAACAAAUUUCCUCAGCAAAAGUAUUUUAAAUAAAUAUCACAGAUAUUGUUGCUCAAA